Messenger RNA from Penicillium nucicola, 957 nucleotides. RefSeq lists its product as uncharacterized. Lineage: Eukaryota; Fungi; Ascomycota; Eurotiomycetes; Eurotiales; Aspergillaceae. The record is from RefSeq and is a predicted model, not a curated record. The coding region runs from base 1 to 957 and encodes 318 amino acids. The transcript has 3 exons.
AUGUCUCUCGCAAAGAACAUCCUCCUAUUCGGAGCCACAGGAACAAUCGGCUCCUUCAUCCUAGACGCUAUCCUCCCCGUACGCGAUCAAUUCAACCGCGUUGCAAUCUUCACUUCCGCGCAUACAGCCGAAACCAAAGCCGAGCACCUGGACAAGCUGAGGAAGCAAAAUGUGGAGAUUAUAAUCGGUAGCGUGGAAGAUGAGGAGGCUGUGAAAGCCGCAUAUGAAGGAAUCGAUACGGUAAUCUCAGCUCUAGGCCGCAACACCCUGGCCCAGCAGAUUCCCCUCAUUCGCCUAGCAGCCGCCAGCGCAAGCGUGAAAUGGUUCCUGCCCUCGGAAUACGGCACAGAUAUUAAAUACGGGCCUGCAUCCGCACAUGAGAAGCCGCACCAACAGAAAUUGAAGGUGCGCGCAUUCAUCGAGAAUGAGAUCUCGCGUGAUGAUCUUUCAUACUCGUAUGUUGUCACUGGUCCAUUUGCCGAGAUGUAUCUGGAUCUUGUUCCUGGACUGGAGGAGGCCGGAGGCUGGGAUGUUAAAGCUCAGAAGGCGGUUCUGCUUGGGGAACGAGGGGAUGAAGAGAUCAGUUUGACGACCAUGAAGGAUGUUGGAACGCUGGUUUUGAAUACCCUUCUCCACGCCACAGCCGAAACACGCAACUCUGCUCUAUGUGUGAACUCGUUCACGACGACUCCGGGAAAGAUCCAGGCCGAGUUUGAGCGCCAGACUGGGCAGAAGUGGGAGUCUGUUUCUCGGACUUCAUUAGCGCGUCUGCGCGAGUUGGAGACGCAGGCUUGGGAAGCUGGGAAACCGGCUGCUACGGUUCUGACAUUGCGACGGAUCUGGACCGAGGGCGGGACGUUGUAUGCGGAGCGGGAUAACAAGGCAAUUGGAGAGCCAAAGGUUAUGGGGUUGGAGGAGGUCGUUGCGAAUGAGAUUCAGCGGGGAUCGAAGCUGUAG